CGGAUUCAAAGUGCGCGCAACUACAGUCAACUUCCACCUCAACAACCAUUUCAAUAGAACUUGACGUGCCAGUCUCCGCUCAGUCCGCGGUUAAAUCGAUUGUCUCUCUCGUUCGACAUCCUAUCAUCCCCUAAAUCUCAAUCAACAUGAAGCACCUCGCAGCCUACCUCCUCCUCGGCCUUGCUGGCAACACCGACCCCUCCGAGUCCGAUAUCAAGGGUGUCCUGUCAUCUGUUGGUGUUGACGCUGACGAUGAGCGUCUCUCCAAGCUCCUCGAAGAGCUCAAGGGCAAAGACAUCAACGAGCUGAUCUCCGAAGGAUCAAGCAAGCUCGCCUCUGUUCCCUCUGGUGGCGCUGGUGGUGCCGCUGCUCCUGCUGCUGGUGGUGCUGCUGCCGGUGGCGCCGCUGCUGCUGAGGAGGAGAAGCCCGCCGAGAAGGAGGAAGAGAAAGAAGAGUCCGAUGAGGACAUGGGCUUCGGUCUCUUUGACUAGACAAUUGGCUCCCGCCGUUGAAUAUGGAUGCGUUGACAAACUGAAAGGAAGUGGCAGAAUGAUCUCCAAGGUGCCAUCUUCGCACGAUGCAUUUCACAAACCCCAGAGUCAGCGAUUGGUAUCUGCAAUGGUCGACUCAGGCGGAAUACAUGCAUGCAAUUACGGACACCAAAGUCAAAUGGCAUUGUAUCACCAAGUUCAGGUUUAAAAGACAAGGCCACCGACCCAGAUAGAUCAAUUGACAAGCCCAUCUAUCGCUUCAACUCUACUUUUCAGUUGAGGUUGUCUUUAUACCUCAGUAGUGGAGAUGUGCAUUUCCUAACCUUCCUGCUGUCUUCGAUCGUAGAGUGGAAUGUAUCAAUUG
Exophiala mesophila is the source of this 855-nucleotide messenger RNA. RefSeq names its product 60S acidic ribosomal protein P2. The record is from RefSeq and is a predicted model, not a curated record. NCBI's taxonomy places the organism in Eukaryota, Fungi, Ascomycota, Eurotiomycetes, Chaetothyriales, Herpotrichiellaceae. Gene Ontology annotation, cellular component: ribosome; cytosolic large ribosomal subunit. The transcript is spliced from 3 exons. Gene Ontology annotation, molecular function: structural constituent of ribosome. Gene Ontology annotation, biological process: cytoplasmic translational elongation. Bases 147 to 491 code for a protein of 114 amino acids.